Molecule: messenger RNA, 5163 nt
Organism: Marmota monax (woodchuck)
Lineage: Eukaryota; Metazoa; Chordata; Mammalia; Rodentia; Sciuridae
Gene: Coq2
Product: coenzyme Q2, polyprenyltransferase
Exons: 7
Coding region: 29-1144 (371 amino acids)
Biological process (GO): ubiquinone biosynthetic process
Cellular component (GO): mitochondrial inner membrane
Source: RefSeq, a predicted model, not a curated record
GGCCCGGCGUCGCGGCCUCCCUAGCGCCAUGCUGGGCUUUCGGGGAGCAGUGCUUGCACGGGGCCUGCGGGUCGUGGCGUCGGCAUGGCUGCGGGACUCGAGUUGCCGUGCGCUGGCAGUGGCGCACACAGCAGGCGCGCCCCGCGCAGGGGACUGGCUGUCCCCAGCCCCACCGCAGCUACACCGGCGCCCGCUCAGCCUUUCGGCCGCUGCGGUCGUGAGCUCGGCGCCCCGCCCUGUGCAGCCCUAUCUGCGCCUCAUGCGGUUGGACAAGCCCAUUGGAACCUGGCUACUGUAUUUGCCAUGUACCUGGAGCAUUGGUUUGGCAGCUGAACCAGGUUGUUUUCCAGAUUGGUACAUGUUAUCCCUCUUUGGCACUGGAGCUAUUCUGAUGCGUGGAGCAGGCUGUACUAUUAAUGACAUGUGGGACCAUGACUACGAUAAAAAGGUUACAAGAACAGCAAAUCGUCCGAUAGCUGCUGGAGACAUUUCAAUUUUUCAGUCCUUUGUUUUUCUUGGAGGACAGCUGACCUUGGCACUGGGUAUUCUUCUGUGUUUGAAUUACUACAGUAUAGCUCUGGGAGCAGCAUCCUUACUUCUUGUCAUCACCUACCCACUAAUGAAGAGAAUUACAUACUGGCCUCAGUUAGCCUUGGGGCUGACUUUUAAUUGGGGAGCAUUACUUGGAUGGUCUGCUAUCAAGGGUUCCUGUGAUCCAUCUGUGUGCCUGCCUCUUUAUUUUUCUGGAGUUAUGUGGACACUGAUAUAUGAUACUAUAUAUGCUCAUCAGGACAAAAGAGACGAUGCUCUGAUUGGUCUUAAGUCCACAGCACUGCGGUUCCAAGAAAACACCAAGCAGUGGCUAACUGGCUUCAGUGUUGCCAUGAUGGGGGCGCUGAGCCUAGUGGGAGUAAAUAGUGAUCAAACUGUACCAUACUAUGCUGCUCUGGCCACCGUCGGAGCCCAUCUAGCUCACCAGAUUUACACCCUAGACAUCCACAGACCUGAGGAUUGUUGGGAUAAAUUUACCUCCAACCGAACAAUAGGAAUAAUCAUUUUUUUAGGGAUUGUCCUUGGGAACUUGUGGAAAGAAAAGAAGAUAGAUGAAACAAAGGCAAAUAAAGAUAGUAAAAUAGAAAAGUAGCAAAUAAAGUUUAGGAAUUAGGAAAACAAAUUUUGACAAAACACCCUCAGGCCUUGCAAGCACAUAAUUAGGUAAAAUAAGCAAUCUGGUGCAAUAUGUUAAAGAAGUAAGAACCAAAAGAUGAAGAUUUAUAUCAUAUUUACCUGGGUUUUAAUUCAUCUAUUUGCUAGCAGAAUUAUUCCCCUGUCACAGAAACCAGGGACUCUUUUAAGAUUUGAGAUGACCUUGAUAUUUAAGUUGAUGCAUUCUUCUGCCCAUUAUAAUUCUCAUCUGAAGUUAUGGAAAUCAUGAGAGUUUUGGCACUUUAGAAAAACCCUGAUGUGUAUCUCAUCAAAAUGAAUGUCUCUGUAGGAAAAUAUAGUUUCUAUUUAUUUUUUAUAUUAUCUAAUUAUAAUUUAUAAACUAGAAACAUGUUUGAAUGUAUCAUUCUUCUCCGUACCCCUUCAGAAUGUUUCCAACACAGCAACCAGAGUAAUUCUCUUAAGUGACCUAAGUAAGGUCAUGUCAUUCCUCUGCCCAGAACCCUCCAGGAUCUCCCCUGGUCGCUCAGUACAAACUCAGAAUCCUGUUACCUGCUAGAGUUUCAUGAUCUGGCUUCAUCUCUCAUUACUCUUCAUACUCAAACCUGCUCCAGCCAUGCUGUGUGCCUUACUGUUCUCAGUCAGUGUAGGCAGACUCCUACCCUAGGGCCUUUUCAUAUACUAUUCACUUUGCUUGAGUGAAAACUAGGUCUUACUCCUUUACUGCAGGUCUUUUUCUCUUCCCCGCUUCCCUCCCCCCUACCCAUCCUUUCUUCCUUCUUUUCUCUCACUGAAUUGUGAUCUUCCUGCAUCCACCUCCCAAGUCACUGGAAUAUAAGCACGCACUACUGCACCUGGCUUCCAGUCUUUUCUUGAACCUCACCUUCUCAAAGAGGCUUUUCUUAGUCACUGUUUCUAAAAUUUAUACAGAUAUUACCCAUACUUCCUGUCUCUAAAAAGCUCUUCGUUGCUUUUUUCUUGCAGCACUUAUUGUUAACCUAAAAUACCUUUUACUUGAUUUAAGUGACUAUCAUGGACAAUGAAAUGAAGAGGCAAUCACUUGUAUAUGUGGGUUGUGGGCAGCAACAAAUGUUAACUUGUAUAAUAUUGAUGACAGUGACAGUAAUGCAACUGACUGAGCACUUACAUAUUCCCAUCACUGAUCAAUAAGCAUAGGAAAAAUUGUUUAACUUUUUCCAGCAAAUAAUGAAACAUUGAAAGUGUUAAGACUUAGGACAGAAGUAGCAGCUGUAACUUUGCUGUAGUAGCAGUGAAUUGAAGGAGGAAGAAGGAGGAACAUGGUACCCUACUUUUAAUUAAAUAUGAUUGCCUUUAAUUUUACCUAAUUCUUACACUGAUCAAGAUAGAAUUUAAGGGCUGGGGAUGUGGCUUAAGCGGUAGCACACUCGCCUGGCAUGCGUACGGCCCGGGUUCGAUCCUCAGCACCACAUACAAACAAAGAUGUUGUGUCUGCCAAAAACUAAAAAAAAAAUAUUAAAAAAAUUCUCUCUCUCUCUAUCUUUAAAAAAAAAAAAGAUAGAAUUUAAAUCUAUUGAUUUGUUUUCUUAAUAAUAUCAUGUUAUAUUUUAAAAUGCUUAACCAUCUUAACCCGUUAUCAUUGACUUCAGUUAAAAGGAGGAUGAAUGGCAUUGGUUUCAUUUUCCUAAGUUGAAAAAAAUUGAAAGAAAUUUUGGAAUCAAUAAAAAUCUUGCAGCCAUUUGUGAAGAAUCGGGGCAGGAGAAGAGAAAGUUAAUUCAUAGAUUCACUUGCUCUCAAAAGCUGCUAAAACUUAACUGGAUCAUUUUAGUUCUUUCACAUUUCUGUUUUUGUCUUCCAGUAGACAAGCAGAAAAAAAAAAACAAUAUAAAUGGGUAAGAGUAAGAUAGGAAAAAAAAGAUGAAGUAGGAUAUUAGCCUCUAGAAUCAAGGACUCAAAACAAUUCAGGCUCAGAAAGAACAAUUGUCAUCCAUCUACAGUGAAGAUUGUCUGUACCGUGUAUAAUUAUGAGGGGUAUUGCCAGACAUAAAAUGACAGUGGGAGUCACCAGUCUUGGGAAAUCUAUUAAAUGGAUAGAGUCCUUGCUCUAGACAUCUACUUUGGAUUCUGUGAGUCUGUAUAGAGAAAUGAGUGAAAGAGUUCUAUAAAUUGUGGACAAUCAUCUUGCUUAAAUUUAUGAUAUCACAUGUGCUGCCUCUCCCUCUUCCUGAAUUUCUUUGCUACUUUGCUCAAUGCCUAGAUUAGAAAGGCCUUCACAAUCAGGUCCCACCCUACCAUUUCCCAACUCAGCCUCAAACCUCAACCCUCAGGGCCUCUCUUCACUAUCUUCAGAUCACACUCACGCCCUUCUCUGUCAUUACAACUGUUCUGCCAGCAGAUAGUAUGGUGAGGCCCCUGGAGUAAUAGGCCCAGGUGUGAGUACUCUGGCAGUCUUCAGCUAGGACCCCUCUGGCACCAUGUCCUCAUCUGCCAAACUGAGCUAUCAUUAACAUUUAACUAAUUUGGGAUAUGUUUGAGUUAUGGACUGACUUUUAUGCCCCAGAAAACUUCAUAUAUUGAAGUUCUAACCCCUUGUAUCUCAAAAUACCCCUUGUCUGUAUUUGCAGAUAAGAUCUUUAAAGAAGUGAUUGAGUUAAAAUGAGAUCUUUAGGGUGUAUACUAAUCCAGUGUGAUUGAUGUCCUUGUAAGAAGGAAAUCUAGACUAGACACUAGACAAAUGAAUGCAUAGAGACCAUGCACACACACACUGCAAGAAGGUAGCUGGCAUCUGCAAGCAAAGGAUAGAGGCCUCAGGAAAAAACAAACCUGCUAGCACUUUGAUCUCAGCCAUUUUAUAUCCAGAACUGUGAGAAAACAAAUUUGCUUUUUAAGUCACCUAAUCUGUAGUAGUUUGUAAUGGCAGUCCUAUAAAACUAACAGGAAGCCCUGAGCCUGGCAUAGGAAAGCCAUCUACAAAGGGAAUUCACAGAAACACUCUCAUUUUCCUGCAAUUCUUCCUUUUUGUCCCAAAGCACAAAUUUUGGCCCUUCCAGUGUCCACAACUAUAGUUGGCUAAAUAAAACCCUCCCAAAGAUGUCCACAUUAUAAUCACCAGAACUGGCAAAUAUGUUACAUGGUAAAAGGCACUUCACAGAUGACUGAGUUAAGGCUCUUGAGAUACAGAAAUUAUCAGUUUAUGUAGGGGUGCAGCAUAAUCACCAGUUCUUAAAAAAAGGCAGGAAAGUCAAAGGUAGUGAUAAGCCAGGCAUGGUCACACACGUUUGCCUAUAAUCCCAGAAACUUUGGAAACUGAGGCAGGAGGAUCACAAGUUCAAAGCCAGCCUUAGUAACUUAACAAGGCCCUAAACAACUUAGCAAGACCCUGUCUCAUAAAAGAAAAACAAGGUGUUAGGGAUGUGUCUUAAUGGUAGAAAGCCAUUGGUUAAAUCCCUGCUACCUGCCCCCCACACACACACACACACAAAAAGGCUGUGGUAUGAGAUGUGAUAGCAGAAGCAAGAAAUUGGAAUGAUGGGAGAAAGGCAUUAUGAGCCAAGGAAUGAAGGUGGCCUUUGGAAGCUGAAAAAGGAAACCGGCACAUCCUUCAGCAUACAAGAAGGAGUCAGCCCUGCAGACACCUUGACUUUAACCCAAUGGAGCUGAUUUUUGGACUUCUGAUCUCCAGAACCAUAAGAUAAUAAGUUUGUGUCCUUUUAAGUCACUACAUUUAUGGUAAUUUAUUAUAGCAGGCGCAAGAAACCAAUACAACUAUUCCAGCUCUCACUGACCUGUCCUCUGAAUUCCCAGAGCACUUAGUACCAGUGGAGCAGUAGCUAAAAAUUCAAGUCCUGGCCACAGCUGCUUGGGUUGGAAUCAUUGCUUUAAUACCUACUAGUGGGAUGAUCUUGAGCAAAUUCUCUGAUCUCUGAGGUUCAGAUGCUCAAAUAGGGGUGAUAAUAAAUACCUUUUCACAUGAGUUUAAAAUUUUUGUCUCCCCCUGUUAGAAUAAAAAUUUUAUGACAA